GUAUCGACUGAACAUCGAUAUUGUAGAACGCACGUGUUUACGUUUUAACAAGUUCAACGCAAUUUCUUUUAUAUUUGCUUUUUCCGGGUAUAUUUUAAUAUCCGAAAAGCAAAAUGGGCAGAAAUAACCGCUCCCGCAAACGCCGCGAUGAAAUGAACAAGAUAAAAAAGGCGCGGUAUGAAGCUAAAGAGUUAAUUCGUCUAAAGAAAACCCUGGGACUCCUGGAUGCCGAUGGAAAUGAGAUCAUGAAAGAUAUUAGCGAUGUGGUCGAAAUUAAGACCUCCAAGGAACUCAAGAGGGAGGCCAAAUCCAAGGAAGAACAGGAGUUAAUCUAUGAGCACCAGGAGAGUCUAGAAAAAGGCGAAAAAGUCGCUGUGAAAAAUGAGAACACCGGCGUCGAGCACGUUUUCAACAGCAAGACACUCAAAGAUCAGUUUGGAAAUUAUCCUGCGUGGUUUAAGAAGAAGAAGACUGCCAAGCGUCUAAGGAAGAAGCAGCACUCGCAAAAGAAGAACUUCAAACAGGCCUGGACCACGGUCAACGUACCCUUGUAAAUCAGGGGCAGGGUUACCCAUCUGGUAUCUUAUCUUAGUUUGUAAGUCCUCGCUUAGUUUAGGAGAUUUUGUAGGCAUUUUCUACAAAGAUGUUAUAGCUAGGAGUUUAUAUUGCAUAUUAAAGAACUAACAAGAUUAUAAAAAAAACA
Drosophila ficusphila is the source of this 703-nucleotide messenger RNA. RefSeq names its product protein LLP homolog. Gene Ontology annotation, biological process: dendrite extension. The record is from RefSeq and is a predicted model, not a curated record. The coding region runs from base 114 to 554 and encodes 146 amino acids. Gene Ontology annotation, molecular function: RNA binding. NCBI's taxonomy places the organism in Eukaryota, Metazoa, Arthropoda, Insecta, Diptera, Drosophilidae. The transcript has 2 exons. Gene Ontology annotation, cellular component: nucleolus.